AUGAAAAGAGUUACAAUAAACAUGUUGCUUCAACAAGUUCAACAACUAAAAACAAGUAAUAAAUUCAAAAAAGUUGAAAGCAAAAAAUUGCUUUGCGAAUUACAUAUCCAAAUGCCUCGUAAUGAAUGCCAUAUAUUUUCAUUUAUAUUAAUUAAAACACGUGUUUUUCUUCUUUUUGAAUGGAUUGAAAAGCUUAAAUUAUUUCUUUUACUUGUUAAUAAUUUAAAUUCGAAUGAAUUUUCUUCAAAAAAUGGAAUUCAUUGUCGUAGUAGUUCAACAAAAACAAUUCAACAUCAAAAACAACAAAAAUAUUUUAAGAAUAAUUUAUCACAAGCAGAAUUAACCCAUUCAUCAUUAUCCACUUCAUCUUCUUCAACAAAUAUAAUUAAUCAAAAUAAAAUUAUUUCAAUGUUUAAAAUUACUUUAAAAGAUUGUGAAUUAAUUAUAUUAGAAGAUGAAAGUAAAUGUGACAGUUUUGCUUUAAUUACAAAUUGUAGUGGUGUAAUUUUAUAUAAUGUCUAUGACGAUAAUGAACUUUAUGAUAUACAAUGUGAAAUACAGGUAAAUAUAGGUUAA
This is a messenger RNA of Meloidogyne enterolobii, 576 nucleotides long. Lineage: Eukaryota; Metazoa; Nematoda; Chromadorea; Rhabditida; Meloidogynidae. The record is from the annotation of a GenBank genome assembly.